AUGUCGGCGAAAGCGGCUCCGGCCGAGCUCUCUUCUACUGGUUCUUCGAGGCCGCAGCCGACCCCGAUGCGAAGCCCCUCGUCCUUUGGCUCACCGGAGGUCGGAAACGCUCUGACCGACGACUUCCUCGACCACUACGGUGUUUUCGAGUACUACUGGAUGGCCGGAUUGAUCUCCGACCGAUCUUACCGGAUGCUGAACCUGCACCGCACUUCUCUCUCAUUUCUGCACAAGUCUCCAGAAUGCGACGACAUUCUUGAUUCUGCUCUUGAAGAAAUCGGAGAUAUUGACAUCUACAGCAUUUUCUCUCCCACCUGCACUUGUGCUGUCACCUUCUCAGGGAAUAAGCUGCUGAAAAGAUUGCAUGAUAGUGGAAAAAUGGGGGAUAAAUAUGAUCCAUGCAUUGAGAAUUACUCAACAGUGUACUUCAACUCACCUGAGGUUCAAAAAGCACUUCAUGUUAACCCAGCAUUUGCACCACCUAAGUGGAUAACAUGCAGUAAUGUUAUUAAUGAAAAUUGGCACGACACUCCGAGUUCCGUGCUAAACAUUUACCAUGAACUUAUACAACACGGGCUUCGCAUUUGGAUGGUUAGGUAA
Molecule: messenger RNA, 600 nt
Organism: Ananas comosus (pineapple)
Lineage: Eukaryota; Viridiplantae; Streptophyta; Magnoliopsida; Poales; Bromeliaceae
Product: serine carboxypeptidase II-2-like
Exons: 4
Coding region: 1-600 (199 amino acids)
Biological process (GO): proteolysis
Cellular component (GO): vacuole
Molecular function (GO): serine-type carboxypeptidase activity
Source: RefSeq, a predicted model, not a curated record